Cicer arietinum (chickpea) is the source of this 3793-nucleotide messenger RNA. Its product is annotated as putative pentatricopeptide repeat-containing protein At5g09950. Gene Ontology annotation, molecular function: RNA binding; protein binding; zinc ion binding. Gene Ontology annotation, biological process: RNA modification. The record is from RefSeq and is a predicted model, not a curated record. NCBI's taxonomy places the organism in Eukaryota, Viridiplantae, Streptophyta, Magnoliopsida, Fabales, Fabaceae.
AGUUACUGUUGGAUAUUAAAUGACAACUACGUGGAAAUAGAUUAAACUAAGUUAGACGUUGUAUAGAAUAUGAUCUAUUGUAUAUAUUAUUUUUCAUGAGCUAACUGUUGAAAAUGAACGGUAUCUGUUUUGUAAUUGCAGUAUGAAUAAAAUGAACAUGAAUUUUGCAAGUGACGUUUAAAUUAUUAUAUGAUGCUAGAAGAAUGAUACUGUGCUGCUAUGUGCGUUUAUUAAACAAAUACAAAUACAAAUUCAAUUCAAUUCAUGCUCUUUCUACUUACACUCACUACACCUUUUCUCAUUCUCAAUUUCAACCUUCUGAUUUUGAUCAUCAUAGAUACAAAACCUCUUGUUCCUUCUACGAUGCCAAUCAACUUCAUUUACAAAUCUACAAAAACGGUUUCACCAAUGAUGUUUUCAUGUGCAACACUCUUAUCAAUAUAUAUGUUAGAAUUGGCAACUUGGUUUCAGCACAUAACCUGUUCGAUGAAAUGCCCCAAAAGAAUCUCGUUUCUUGGUCUUGUUUAAUUUCAGGGUACGCACAAAAUGGAAUGCCUGAUGAAGCAUGUUCUUUAUUUAAAGGGGUGAUUUGUAAUGGUUUAUUACCUAACCACUAUGCCAUUGGUAGCGCUCUUCGAGCUUGCCAACAAUCUGGUUCAACUAGGCUUAAACUUGGGAUGCAGAUUCAUGCCUUAAUUUCUAAAUCUCAACAUGAUUCUGACAUGGUUUUGUCGAAUGUACUUAUGUCCAUGUAUUCUGUUUGUUCUGAUUCUAUUGAUGAUGCUCGUCGUGUUUUUGAUGAAAUAAAAUUUAGAAAUUCUGUAACGUGGAAUUCUAUCAUUUCGGUUUAUUGUCGAAGGGGAGAUGCAGUUUCUGCUUUUAAGUUAUUUUCCAGCAUGCAAAUGGAAGCUAUAGACAUUAAUUUAAGGCCUAAUGAAUAUACUUUGUGUAGUUUAGUAACUGCUGCAUGCUCGCUGGCUAACUGUGGAGUCGUUGUACUUGAGCAGAUGCUCACUAGAAUUGAGAAAUCCGGAUUUGUACAUGAUUUGUAUGUUGGUAGUGCAUUGGUUAAUGGGUUUGCGAGAUAUGGUUUAAUGGAUUGUGCUAAAAUGAUUUUUGAGCAGAUGUAUGAUCGUAAUGCUGUGACUAUGAAUGGGUUAAUGGUUGGAUUGGCAAAGCAGCACCAGGGUGAAGAAGCAGCUAAAGUAUUUAAGGAAAUGAAGGACUUAGUGGAAAUAAACUUGGAAUCUUAUGUGGUUCUUUUAAGUGCUUUUACUGAAUUUUCGAAUUUAAAAGAAGGGAAGAGAAAAGGGCAGGAGGUUCAUGCUUACCUGAUUCACAAUGGUAUAGUUGAUGCUCGGAUUUUGAUUGGAAAUGCACUUGUCAAUAUGUAUGCAAAAUGUGAUGCCAUUGCUAAUGCUUGCUCGAUUUUUCAACUGAUGCCUAGUAAAGAUACUGUCUCAUGGAACUCUAUGAUCUCUGGCCUUGAUCACAAUGAGCGAUUCGAGGAAGCAAUUGUCUGUUUUCAUACAAUGAGGAGAAAUGGAAUGGUUCCAUCAAAUUUUUCAGUUAUUAGUACUUUGAGUUCGUGUUCAAGCUUGGGUUGGAUAACAUUAGGACGACAGAUACACGGUGAAGGGAUCAAAUUGGGGCUUGAUUUGGAUGUUUCAGUUUCAAAUGCCCUCUUAACAUUAUAUGCUGAAACUGGUUUUAUCGGUGAAUGUCAGAAAGUUUUCUUUCUAAUGCCAGAAUACGAUCAAGUUUCUUGGAAUUCUUUUAUUGGUGCGCUAGCAACUUAUGAAGCAUCGGUUAUACAGGCUAUAAAAUAUUUCCUGGAGAUGAUGCAAGGUGGAUGGAGACUUAAUAGAGUGACGUUUAUAAAUAUCUUAGCUGCGGUUUCUUCUCUUUCAGUUUUAGGACUGGGCCGUCAAAUCCACGCUUUAAUCUUAAAAUACUCUGUUGCUGAUGACAUUGCUAUUGAGAAUGCACUUCUAGCUUUCUAUGGAAAGUGUGAGCAGAUGGAGGACUGUGAGAUUAUCUUUUCUAGAAUGUCUGAGCGAAGCGAUGAAGUAAGCUGGAAUUCGAUGAUUUCUGGAUACAUACACAGUGGCAUCCUGCACAAGGCCAUGGAUUUGGUAUGGCUUAUGAUGCAAAGGGGACAGAAAUUGGAUGGUUUCACAUUUGCUACUGUUCUCAGUGCAUGUGCUUCAGUUGCGACAUUAGAACAUGGUAUGGAAGUUCAUGCAUCUGCUGUAAGAGCUUGUUUAGAAUCUGAUGUUGUUGUUGGAAGUGCACUAGUUGACAUGUAUGCAAAAUGCGGAAAGAUAGAUUACGCUUCAAGGUUCUUUGAAAUGAUGCCAGUAAGGAACAUAUAUUCUUGGAAUUCAAUGAUUUCCGGCUAUGCACGCCAUGGACACGGACAAAAAGCUCUAACGCUCUUUACACGAAUGAAACAGAAUGGCCAAUCACCAGAUCAUGUCACCUUUGUCGGGGUUCUGUCGGCUUGUAGUCAUGUGGGGUUAGUUGAUGAAGGAUUUAAGCAUUUCAAAUCAAUGGGUGAAAUAUAUGGUCUGGCUCCCCGAAUAGAACACUUUUCUUGUAUGGUAGACCUUCUUGGUAGGGCAGGUGAUGUUAAUAGGAUAGAAGACUUUAUCAAAACAAUGCCAAUGGAUCCUAAUGUCCUUAUUUGGAGAACAGUUUUAGGAGCAUGCUGCCGAGCUAACGGCCGUAAUACAGAGCUAGGGCGAAGGGCUGCAAAGAUGCUUAUCGAGUUAGAGCCGCAGAAUGCUGUGAAUUAUGUGCUUCUUUCUAACAUGCAUGCUGCUGGUGGAGAGUGGGAAGAUGUGGCAGAGGCUAGGUUGGCAAUGAGGAAAGCAGCAGUAAAGAAAGAAGCUGGGUGUAGUUGGGUCAACAUGAAGGAUGGAGUACAUUUGUUUGUAGCUGGAGAUCAAACACACCCUGAAAAAGAUAAAAUCUAUGAAAAGCUAAAGGAGCUAAUGAACAAAAUGAAGGAUGCUGGAUAUGUGCCUGAAACCCAAUAUGCACUCUAUGAUCUUGAGCUUGAGAACAAAGAAGAAUUCCUCAGCUAUCAUAGUGAAAAACUAGCAAUUGCUUUUGUUCUCACUCGCAAAUCUGAAUUACCAAUUAGGAUAAUGAAGAACCUUCGGGUUUGUGGCGACUGCCACACUGCUUUCAAAUACAUAUCAAAGAUUGUUAAUCGACAUAUAAUUUUACGAGAUUCAAAUCGAUUUCACCAUUUUGAUGGUGGCAUGUGCUCUUGUGGGGAUUAUUGGUGACCAAUGCAAAACAAUUAUGUAGUUUCUUUGGAUUCUUCACCACUAUGGCUUUGGGAAAACAUGGUUGACAUUUUCAAAUGCAAUUUAUAGGUGUUUUUAAAUUGUUAAAAGCAAACAAGAGUGAAGGAAAAUAGUGAGACAUAUAGUUAGAAGUGGAGCCAUAUAUUGAGAUUGGUUGGCAUAGUAUAUUAGGUGGUAGAGAUUGAAAAGUGACAAUGUCUAGAAGUUUGAUGACAAUCCACCACUAAGAGAAGAUGCAAUUUUUGGGAAAUCUGAAUGUGACUUAGCUUAGUCAUUUAUCUGAUUGUAACUGGAAAGGAAGAAUAGAUGAAGACAUUGGUUUUGUUUGGUACCAAGUUGUCUUGCUUUUUGCAAUGAACUAUAUCCAUUUUUAUAGUCUUACUGUAACUUUUCACUGAGUCCUAAUAAGACAGAUAUACAAGAUAUUUAUUCCAAUGUAUUCUUUGGACUGCUUAAUGACAUACUCUUUUUGGGAA